Messenger RNA from Gekko japonicus, 1530 nucleotides. RefSeq names its product 17-beta-hydroxysteroid dehydrogenase 14-like. Gene Ontology annotation, biological process: steroid catabolic process. NCBI's taxonomy places the organism in Eukaryota, Metazoa, Chordata, Lepidosauria, Squamata, Gekkonidae. Bases 23 to 850 code for a protein of 275 amino acids. Gene Ontology annotation, cellular component: cytosol. The transcript has 9 exons. The record is from RefSeq and is a predicted model, not a curated record. Gene Ontology annotation, molecular function: estradiol 17-beta-dehydrogenase [NAD(P)+] activity.
ACCGAGGCGUGCAGCCGCUGAGAUGGCCGCUGGGCUCCGCUACCCGGGCAAGGUGGUCGUCGUGACGGGGGGCACCAGUGGCAUCGGUCUGGCCAUCGUGAGAGAGUUCGUUCGCCAAGGAGCCCAGGUGGUCUUUUGUGCCCCAGGAUCUGAAGAAGAAAGGGGACGAGCAAUUCAGAAGGAGCUGCAAGAUUCGGGGAGCCCGGGGGAAGGUUACUUCCGGAUCUGUGAUGUCCGCAGUGAGAUGGACAUUAAGGUGUUGAUUUCGGGGACUCUAGAACAGUACGGACGCCUGGACUGCUUAGUGAACAAUGCUGGAGGGCACCCUCCUGACCAGACAAUAGAUGAGGUGAGCGCCCAGGAGUUCCGGAGCCUCAUGGAUCUCAAUGUUGUGAGCGGUUUCUUAGCAUCAAAGUUUGCACUGCCCUACCUCCGGGAAACAAGAGGGAACAUCAUCAACAUCGCCAGUCUUGUGGGUGGCAUGGGGCAGAAAUGCGCAGUGCCCUAUGUGGCCACCAAGGGCGCUGUGAUUGCAAUGACCAAAGCCCUGGCCAUCGAUGAAAGCAAAUACGGCGUACGGGUCAACAGCAUCUCGCCUGGGAAUAUCUGGACUCCUAUGUGGGAAGACCUCGCUAGCCAGACAGCCAAUGCAGAAGCAGCGAUCCAGGAAGGCAGCAAUGCUCAGCUCCUGGGACGGUUUGGGACCCCGGCAGAGGUGGCAGCGGCUGCCCUGUACCUUGCUGCCGAUGGCACGUUCUGCACUGGCAUCGACCUUGUGCUCAGUGGUGGAGCUGAGCUUGGUUAUGCAAAGAAGAACAGGAUGGAUCCCAGUUUGGUUUGCGAAAGCUAGCGGGUUAGAGCUGGGAGCCAGCCAAGACUUCUUGAGGAAGUGAAAGAACUUUGGUGGCUGGUAGAGCAAAAGAGCUGGAUCGGCAACGUACGCUUCUUUUUUAAAAGCCUGGCUAGAGCCUUUGGUUUCUGGCAGAUCUUCAUUUUAGCUAACUCACCGUGACCCUGAAAGUGUGGCUGGCGACCGGUUCCUUUCUUAUUUCUCUGUUUUGAUAUGGCGCCACCUUCAGGUCCUUGCAGACAUUGCUGGAGUCCUUGUGGAUCUUGUAUGGACUUUGCUGCUCUGGUGGUUUACCUGGAUUGAAAUCUUACGUGUUUUGGAUUUUCCCGACAGACCUUCUAUUUCGUAAUUGAAUUUUUAAAAAUAUAAUGUGAACCACUGAGUGGGGAAGUGUUCACAACAAACAGCGGGAAACAAAUAUUUUAAUAAACAGAUGGAACAACCCUAAAUCAUCCUUCCAAGAUGAGGAACCCACAACAGGGAUCGCUGUGUAUGUCUGUCACAGCAAAAUAAUAGACAGUCCUGCGGCACUUGGGCUACGUGCAUUAAAAAGUGGCUUGCAGUGCUGGCCGGUUUGCUUGCUGGCCCUUCAUUGUCUGGGAAAGUUUCUCGUGGGCUGCAGCCGGUGUUCCCUCUCAUUUCCCCCCCUGCUGCGCAGAGCAUUCCACAUCCUGAGCAGA